Periconia digitata is the source of this 1416-nucleotide messenger RNA. NCBI's taxonomy places the organism in Eukaryota, Fungi, Ascomycota, Dothideomycetes, Pleosporales, Periconiaceae. The record is from the annotation of a GenBank genome assembly.
CCCUCCUACUCCCCCUCCCCACCUUACCUUACCUUACUGUACCCUCCACCCACUAUCCAGGGCAUGGCACCUUCUGCUAUCUCACCCACCACCCAGGAUUACAAGCUUUCAAUUGAAGACUUGAAGUCCGUUGAUCAUUCGCUGGGUGCCACGCUCAACAAUGGCCCCGGCCUGUCCAUCUCCAAGCAGUUGAUCGCCCAGGCCCUCAAGACCCGCGUCGACUCGAUCGAUCCAGACACGUGCGACCUGGGCGACGACGAUGCCUUCUUCGUAGCCGACCUGGGCGAGGUCUACCGCCAGCACAUGCGCUGGAAGAAGAACCUCGCUCGCGUCAAGCCCCACUAUGCCGUCAAGUGCAACCCGGACCCCCGAGUCAUCCACCUCAUGAAGCAGCUCGGCAUGGGCUUCGACUGCGCCUCCAUGAACGAGAUCGAGACGGUCCUCGGCAUGGGCGUCGACCCUUCGCGCAUCAUCUACGCCCAGCCCGUCAAGACAAAGGCCUACAUGCGCUACGCAGCCCGCUCCGGCGUCAAGCAAAUGACCUUUGACAACCUCGACGAGCUCUACAAGGUCAAGCAGCUCACCCCAGACGCCGAGCUCUACCUGCGCAUCCUCACCGACGACUCGGCCAGCCUGUGCCAGCUGAGCAACAAGUUCGGCGCCUCGACCAACGACACGGGCGACCUCCUCGAACUCGCCCGCAAGCUCGACCUCAACGUCGUCGGCGUCGCCUUCCACGUCGGCUCGGGCGCCUCGGACCCGCAGGCCUUCCUCAAAGCCGUCCAGGACGCGCGCUUCGUCUUCGACCAAGCCGAAGCCCUCGGCUUCACCAUGCACACGCUCGACGUCGGCGGCGGCUUCACGGGCGACGCCUCCUUCGAAGCCAUGGCCGCCGUCCUCUCCGACGCCCUCGACGCCUACUUCCCCCCGCACGUCCGCAUCAUCGGCGAGCCGGGCCGCUACUACGUCGCGACCGCCUUCACCAUCGCCUGCUCCGUCAUCGGCCGCCGCACCGUCAACGACGCCACCCUCGGCACCACCUCGUACAUGCUCUACAUGAACGACGGCGUCUACGGCAACUUCUCCUGCAUCCCCUUUGACCACCAGAAACCCACCCCGCGCGUCCUCAAGUGCGCCGCCGACCCCAUCAACUUCCUCUACGACACCCACACCAGCGGCUACGAUACCCCCAGCAUGACCGAGUACUCCAUCUGGGGCCCCACCUGCGACGGCAUCGAUAAGAUCCCGGAUACCCAUUGCUUCGCCCAGGUCAUGAAUAUCGGGGAUUGGCUGUACUUUGAGGACAUGGGCGCUUACACAAAGUGCUCUGCCACACCCUUCAAUGGGUUCCCCAGCGCUCACGACACCAUUUAUGUGUGCAGCGAGCCUGGCGCUGCGUCUUUGCUGGAACUCUAG